Molecule: messenger RNA, 1202 nt
Organism: Macrosteles quadrilineatus (aster leafhopper)
Lineage: Eukaryota; Metazoa; Arthropoda; Insecta; Hemiptera; Cicadellidae
Exons: 5
Coding region: 56-1135 (359 amino acids)
Source: RefSeq, a predicted model, not a curated record
ACAUCCAGAGCUCCAAAUGUUUGUGCGCGUCUAGUUCGACCCGUAUACCUGUAAAAUGAAACUACUCGUAAUAUUGACUGUGGUUUUUGGAUCAUUACUGUUUGGUCAAAGCUUAUCUGAUAUGGGAUCCUUUUCGAAGGGGAUGGAAAUCAAAGGCCAUGUUCUGGACUUUCCUAUACAACGAGGUGUGGCCCAGUUUUUUGAAUUUUGGCAACUCUUGCCGAAGCGCAUCGACCCAGAAAAUAAACUACAAGGUGGUGAAAUAACUGAAAAAAGCUUGAAACUCGUACCAGGCAAAAGUUUGCUUGUUAAAUGCGUAGAAGGUGACAAUGAAGUUAAUGCGUUUGUAUUCGGCUCAGAAGGUUACUUCAUAGAUAGAUUGAAGCUAGAAAAAAGUAAUAUGGUUUGCGCUCAAUUGUUUGAUAACAUUUCUGUAAGGAAAUAUUCGACUUUUAGAGCUGAAGAUUACUUCAGCUAUACUGAGUUUACGUUCAGCAUAAUCUACAAGUUUAACGUGAAGAUUGCAAAAUUCAAGAUCUGGAAACUUCUGUCUGUGAGGACUUCUGUUCGUUAUCUCAGCAGAUUUUACAAGAUUACCUCCACUCUUCACUAUCACACAUUGGAAAGAUUGCCCGCAAAAUAUACGAAUAGCCAGGGAAUAAAGAUUGAAGAUGCAGAUUAUGAAAGCGAGCUAUUACCAACGGACGUCUACGAAAUCAUCGAAUUUCACCUUCAUGGUGAUCCUGUUGGAAACCCUGUCUCAACCGAUUUUAAAACUGAUCAAAACCUCAAGCUCAAGUGCCAACAAUACAACAAGAUCCCGACCGACGGUUCUACAAUAGCAGUUGGAUUUAUAAUGUAUGAAGAUAUAAUCUUGGAAAAGUUACCCCUAGACACUUGUACGACCGGAGUUGAAGGAAUAUACAUCAACACAAAGAAAAGAAAGACUUACAGAGAUGCAGACAAAGAAUUUACACUCGUGUUUAAAAAGAAAGAUGGGAACUGCUUUGAAAUGGACAUUGGGUUUUGUUACAAUUUGAUUCUCAAAGAUCAAGCUACUAUUCGUCGUUAUGCUCCUAGUGGAGUCAAUUGUCCAAAUGAAUGGACUAGUGAAGCUGAAUUGGAAGCGCCUUAGUAGUCUACACAAGAUUUACUGGGUUUCUCGGAUUGGCUCUUCUGAUGAAAAAGAUGAAUCAACUAAA